Messenger RNA from Syngnathoides biaculeatus (alligator pipefish), 3903 nucleotides. It is a transcript of the gene slc1a6, whose product is annotated as solute carrier family 1 member 6. The coding region runs from base 332 to 2023 and encodes 563 amino acids. Gene Ontology annotation, cellular component: plasma membrane. Lineage: Eukaryota; Metazoa; Chordata; Actinopteri; Syngnathiformes; Syngnathidae. Gene Ontology annotation, biological process: L-glutamate transmembrane transport. The record is from RefSeq and is a predicted model, not a curated record. Gene Ontology annotation, molecular function: glutamate:sodium symporter activity; L-glutamate transmembrane transporter activity; neutral L-amino acid transmembrane transporter activity. The transcript is spliced from 15 exons.
AUUUAUUUUCCUUCUUCCCCGCUGAAGGAUCCUUAGCCUCUCCUCCUCCCACGUAGAGUUCCCGCGCGCCGCUCCGCCACGGAGGCUCCACAAACCGGCGUAGAACGUGACGGCGGGCCGACGUGGAGCGCGUGGGCAACGCCAGGCGCUUAUCAGUUUUUUUUUUUUUUUGUCGUCGGAGAGAGGAGACGUCCACGUGGCGGGGAGAGGGGAGCUUCUCGGCCCAGCUUCUUCAAGGAAGGAUGAUGAAGACCUACAGACGCGUGUGUGGUUGACUUCAACCAAGGUUUCACACGAGACCUGCCUCCUAGACCAGGUUCUGGAGCUGAUUAUGAACGAGAAGCCGCAGUCCACCAGCGCAACUUAUUUCCUCAACGAGAACGCAGAUAAAACCGCCGUACCUGAGCGGCCGGACCUGAAGCGGCGCAUUUGUGCGGCUAUGGAGAGGAGAGCGAGCAUGAUGAAGGAGAAAAUAGGCUCCAUCAACAAGCAGACCAUCAAAGGGUUCCUCAAAAGAAACCUUUUUGUUUUAUUUACCGUCGCCGCCGUGGCUCUGGGCAUCAUUUUGGGCUUCGCUCUGCGCCCCCACAACUUGUCCCUCAGAGAGAUCAAGUACUUUUCCUUUCCCGGGGAGCUGCUGAUGAGGAUGCUUAAGAUGUUGGUGCUGCCGCUCGUCGUCUCCAGCCUGGUCACAGGAAUGUCCUCCUUGGACAGCAAAGCGUCGGGUAAAAUGGGCGUACGCGCCGUGGUCUACUAUAUGGUGACCACCCUGAUCGCCGUCUUCAUCGGCAUUGUUAUUGUGAUCAUCAUCAAACCCGGUAAAGGAAGCAGGGACAGCCCCAUGGCCAAAGGCGCAAACAUAGAACUGGUCCAAGCUACAGAUGCUUUCCUGGAUCUCAUUCGGAACAUGUUUCCGCCCAAUCUCGUCGAAGCUUCUUUCAAGCAGUAUAAAACCAUGUACAAGAGGAUUGUCCAAACAAGAAACGUGACCGUGAGCCUGAACCUCACUGAUCCGAGCACGAUCAACGCGACGGACGCCGACGUGAACCUCAGCAGGGCGCUUCACACCAUCCAGGAGACGUUGGAGGAAACCGUACCCGUGCCGGGCUCCUCUGACGGCAUCAACGCUCUGGGUUUGGUCUCGUUCUCCAUGUGCUUGGGUCUGGUCAUCGGCAACAUGAAGCAGAAGGGUCAGGCCCUCAAGGACUUCUUUGACUCCCUCAACGAAGCCAUCAUGAGGCUGGUGGCGAUAAUCAUCUGGUACGCUCCAGUGGGUAUCCUCUUCCUGAUUGGUGGUAAAAUCGUGGAGAUGAAGGAUCUGGCGGAGAUGGGCGGCCAGCUGGCGAUGUACACCGUGUCAGUCAUCGUGGGGCUCCUCAUCCACGGCCUCUUCGUCCUGCCACUGCUCUACUUCCUGGUCACCAGGAAGAACCCGUACAGCUUCAUCGGAGGCCUGCUGCAGGCGCUCAUCACGGCGCUGGGAACCUCCUCCAGCUCUGCUACUCUGCCCAUCACUUUCCGCUGCUUGGAGGAGAACAACCGCGUGGACAAAAGAGUGACGCGCUUCGUCCUCCCCGUGGGCGCCACCAUCAACAUGGAUGGCACCGCCCUCUACGAAGCCGUGGCGGCCAUUUUUAUUGCCCAAGUCAACGACAUGGAGCUGAACUUUGGCCAGAUUCUCACCAUCAGUAUCACGGCAACGGCUGCCAGCAUAGGAGCAGCAGGCAUCCCUCAGGCUGGCCUGGUUACCAUGGUGAUUGUAUUGACAUCGGUGGGACUGCCUACAGAGGACAUAACGCUCAUCAUCGCCGUGGAUUGGUUCCUGGACCGCUUGCGUACCACCACCAACGUGCUGGGCGACUCCCUCGGGGCGGGCAUCUUGGAGCACCUGUCUCGGAGCGAGCUGCAGAGUCAGGACGACGAGGUGCGCAACUCCGUCAUCGAAGAGAACGAGAAGCCCUACCAGCUCAUCUGCCAGGGCGGCGACAUUGUGCACAACCACAACAGCGAGACCACGAUGUGACCACUGAGAGCUGCAGUACGUCCGGUGACGCUUCAAUGUGCGCCAGGUGGAGGUGUUUUUAAACGGAAAAUGACGUCGCCCGCAUACCAUUCCAAUUACCCACCGAAUAGCAACGUGCUAAACAUCACGGAUGACAAAUAAGCUAUGCGAUCCAUUACAAAACUGAAAUAGAAUUCAUCAGUAUUGAGCUGGCUGUGGACCCUCUGGACAUUUUUUUGCUGUGAUGUCAGACAUUGCAUGUUUGGGAAUCAUGGUGAGGUAAAAACAUGCCAUUUAUUUGGGCAUCUUGGAGGCACGGUGCCCCACUGCCGCAAAAGCAGGGAAAGUACAGGGAGACCUGGCAGGGGCCAAAGUUACACCAAAAAGCCCAACCACACAAAAUAUUUGUAGGAGUGCUACACUGAAUAAAUAAAAUUAGUCAAAUGACGUCAUGAAAUUACAAGAUUGAAGGCUCAAUACUAUGAAAAAAGUUAGCAAAAUGAUGUAAAAGUACAAGACAGAAAAUUAUGGUAAUUACAAUAAAAAUGUCCAAACAGUUGUCUAUGUGCCAAAACAUUAACUAUAGUGUCGUUAAUAAAAUGUAUAAACUACUGUAGUAUAACUUGACAAAGCUACUGUUAUGAUUGAAAUAUUAGUAAUUCUUGCAAAGAUAUGACCUUAUUCUUACAAUGGACUUUAUGCUCGUAGUUGUAGUCACUUUCAGGAUGACGCUAUACAAAACUGAGGAUUUUGAAACAUUUACGGUAUUUAUAUUUAUGAAUCACUACUUUGUAAGAAACCAGCCUUCUUAAACUCAAACAAAAAUAAACUAUAAAUCGUUAUUGGAUGAUGACGAGCAUGCCAAUGGUUUUGUUUACUUUUCUUAAAUUGAAGGUUGGACUCUUUUAUGAUGUCCCAAUUUGGAGGUUCCAAUGUCCCGUCAGUAAUCAUGACGACUACCUCGAAGGGAAGCUGGACAUGGCGCUUCGGCAAUGUGAAACAGUAAUUGUGCAUUUUGUGUCUCAUUUUCUCAAGUUUGCGUACAUGCUGUAAAUGUUCAAAUGCGCAUUUACUUGACUGUUAAACACUGGACUUUGCUACCUAUUGUUUUAAAUCAGAGUGACUUGCCAAGGGGUUUUGCUUAUUGACUUCUUGUGAGUCUUAAUAUCUGUGUGCUUUUGAAAACUGUACUGCUCACAACUCAUUUAAAUGCACAGUGAGUAUUGUUUGUAAAGAAGGGCACAAUUUUAAUGAUCUUUAUUAUUUUUUCAUGUAUUAGUUGGGUAGCUUAUACUUUGAUGGGGAAAAGAUGUUACAAAGUAAUAUUUGGUAUUGAGAAGCGUAGUGUAGGGAAUUGAAUGUGCAGUAGUUUCAUGCUUUUUUUUUUUUGUGCCGGACGCUUAACAUGUGAAUGAAUAUUAUUGAAUAUUAUGAAGAAAAGUGAAAGAUUUGUAACCCUAUGAGGUGAUGUUUUUAGUUUAAAUAUUUUUGAAAUUGUAAUUUAAGUGAAAGUUGUGUUUCCCCGGGAGUUGAUGGCACAAUGUGGUGAAAUAAAUGGCUCAGGAAUGAAUACUUUGAUUACAAAGUGUGUUUGUGGCUACCCCUGGUGGACGAAGUUCUCCUGCCGUGGGUCAAGGUCUUUGGCGAUAAAUAGACAGUCUCUAAGUCGUCCGCUAAAAGAUCAGGCACAAAGACGUUAUGGAUGGAGCGAGGGAGACACUUUUGAGGCAGACUCUGGCAAAUAACAGGUGACGAGCUGCUGACAGUUUACUUGGCCUACGGGGAGGAGAAAUGACAACAAUUCUUUAAGAGACAUUUAUUCGUAAAGAAGCAGCAGCAACAUGACAAGUGAACGUAGGAGAAUGGAGAAAAAAUAACAUCUAAAGGUACGUGAAGUGAGA